Truncatella angustata is the source of this 864-nucleotide messenger RNA. Its product is annotated as RTA1 like protein-domain-containing protein. NCBI's taxonomy places the organism in Eukaryota, Fungi, Ascomycota, Sordariomycetes, Amphisphaeriales, Sporocadaceae. The coding region runs from base 1 to 864 and encodes 287 amino acids. The transcript is spliced from 2 exons. The record is from RefSeq and is a predicted model, not a curated record. Gene Ontology annotation, cellular component: membrane.
AUGGCCGAGCUUAAGCCAUACAGGGGCAACUAUUACCUCUGGCAAUAUAUACCCUCCACUGAAGCUGCUAGCGUAUUUGCAGCUUUCUUCAUCUUAGGAACUUUGUACCUCAUUUGGAAGGUCGUCAGAACUCGGGCGUACUUCUGUAUAGUUUUCAUCAUCGGUGGCAUUUUUGAGAUUAUUGGUUAUUGUGCCAGAGCGGGCGCAAAAAACCGGACCGAUGUCCUCAUGCCAUACGUUAUUCAAAGCACUCUUAUCCUAAUCGCACCUGCCCUCUUCGCAGCAUCUAUCUAUAUGGUUUUGGGCCGCGUCAUUCGCGGGGUUGGCGCAGAGUACCGAUCGGUGAUUCCUGUCAAGUGGCUUACCCCUAUCUUUGUAUGCGGUGACAUCGUGUCUUUCGUCGUACAGGCGAGCGGUGCCGGCAUCAUGGUCACAGGAGACAGUAUGAAGACAGGCGAGAACAUUAUUCUUGGAGGCUUGAUCGUUCAAAUUGUCAUGUUCGGACUAUUUAUUGUCAUUGCCAGCAUCUUCCACUCACGACUCCGUCGAUGGCCCACAGCACUCUUUUUGGAGAAUCGUACCAAGUGGGAGAGCAUCAUGGCGAUGCUCUACACAGUGAGCGUAUUUGUCUUCGUGAGAUCCAUAUUUCGUGUUAUAGAAUAUGCAAUGGGACAAGACGGAUAUCCACUCAAGCAUGAGUGGACGCUCUAUGUCUUCGAUGCGGCGUUGAUGUUUGGUGUUGUGGCUGCAUUCGCCUUUAGAUUUCCGAGUGGGUUGGUCGUUGACGCGGCAAAAGACGAGGAAACAGUUGGGCAAGAGCUCACGAAUCGUAACUGGGCGUCACCAACCUUAGUAUCUUCAUAA